UAAUUGAUCACUCGCGGAACAAACUCGUUCGCCCAGAGAUCACUUUGGGGGUUUGGGGGAGUUCGAAAACCACACCGUCACCUCUUCCCCUCUCGACCUCGUGGUCCUCCUAAUACCUACCUCCCUCCAACAACGCCUCAAUCACCUCCCGCCACAAGAGACACAAAAAAUACACACACAAUGUGCCGCCUCGUGCUCUUCGCGGGCACCUGCACCCGCUGCAACGAAUCCCUCACCUGGGCCGACCUCUCCCAGCAGCUCUCAUGCCUCGAGGCCAAGAACGCCGACAAGUUCGGCUCGUGUCGGCGUGGUGUCGACGUCGAGACACACGCCUUUGACCAGGAAUGCGACGCCUGCGCCGGCGAGGACGAAGGCGUUGCCGGUAUGGACUUUGGUGAGCAGGAUUUUCAGCAGUAUCAUCAUCAAUAUCAACAGUAUCAGCAAUACCAACACCCGUCUUCAACAGCAGCAGUAGCAGGAUCAUCAUCAUCAGCGUCAAUACCACAACCCGGCUCGAGCAAGAGGGGCCGGGACGAAGGGGAGAGUAGGAAGAAGAAGAAGGCGAGGACGUGAGGCCGAGAUGCCUCCGAUAAUGAUGGAGUUAUGACACGGUUCGAACUUUGGGGAAGGUGUUUAUCCAUCCUUCCUCUGCACUCUCUCUCUCUCUCUCUCUCUCU
This is a messenger RNA of Colletotrichum phormii, 677 nucleotides long. RefSeq lists its product as uncharacterized. The coding region runs from base 181 to 573 and encodes 130 amino acids. NCBI's taxonomy places the organism in Eukaryota, Fungi, Ascomycota, Sordariomycetes, Glomerellales, Glomerellaceae. The record is from RefSeq and is a predicted model, not a curated record. The transcript has a single exon.